CGGAGGGUAGGAGGAGGGAGGCUACGCCGGCCGGGCGUGAACCUCAAAUCCAAGGAGAGAUCAAACUUCCCGGCCCGGCGGUACCAGGGGGAGCGCUGACAAGGGAGGAGCGGGGUACGGGGGUCACACUGAGCGCCACGGUCCAUCCACCACCCCCCUCUAUGUGAGGGGGGGCCCCGGACACAGGAAGACCCCAUAACCACCCUAGAGGGGGGGUCAGAACACGACAGAUGGGCAGCACCAAGAGCAAGCCUCGAGAGGGAGGGCCCCGUAGCCGGAGUCUGGAUAUCGCUGAGGGGACCCCUGCUCCUUUCACCUCCCUUUCUGCCUCACAAACUCCCAGCAAGAGUUUAGAUUCCCAGCGCCCCUCAACGCAGCCUUUUGGGGGAAAAUGUGACCUUACACCAUUUGGAGGGGUGAACUUUUCAGACACCAUCACCUCUCCUCAGAGAACAGGACCUUUGUCAGGUGGUGUCACCACGUUUGUGGCCCUUUAUGACUACGAGUCCCGUACAGAAUCCGAUUUGUCCUUUAAGAAGGGAGACCGACUGCAAAUUGUCAACAAUACGAGGCCUGAUAUAAGGGAAGGUGACUGGUGGCUGGCACGUUCUCUUAGCUCCGGGCAGACUGGCUAUAUCCCCAGCAACUAUGUGGCACCAUCAGACUCCAUACAAGCUGAAGAGUGGUAUUUGGGAAAGAUUACACGUAGGGAGUCUGAACGGCUGCUUCUCAUCCAAGAGAAUCCUCGUGGCACUUUCCUAGUUCGAGAGAGUGAGACCACCAAAGGUGCAUACUGCCUGUCUGUCUCCGACUACGAUGCAACUCGGGGAUUGAAUGUCAAGCAUUACAAGAUUCGGAAGUUGGACAGUGGCGGAUUUUACAUCACAUCACGAACUCAGUUCAGCAACCUCCAGCAACUGGUUGCCUACUAUAGCAAACAUGCAGAUGGCUUGUGUCACCGACUGACUGGUGUGUGUCCGACGUCCAAGCCACAGACUCAAGGAUUGUCCAAGGAUGCUUGGGAAAUUCCACGGGAUUCACUGCGUCUCGAGCUUAAGCUGGGACAGGGCUGUUUUGGGGAAGUAUGGAUGGGUACUUGGAACGGGACCACUAGAGUUGCCAUAAAGACCCUAAAGCCAGGUACUAUGUCCCCAGAGGCAUUCCUGCAGGAGGCACAGGUCAUGAAAAGACUACGUCAUGAGAAACUGGUCCAGUUGUAUGCAGUUGUUUCUGAGGAGCCCAUCUACAUUGUAACAGAGUAUAUGAGCAAAGGUAGUCUACUGGAUUUUCUGAAGGGUGACAUGGGUCGCUAUCUGCGGCUCCCUCAGCUUGUGGACAUGUCUGCACAGAUUUCAUCUGGCAUGGCUUAUGUUGAAAGAAUGAAUUAUGUACAUCGGGAUCUCCGAGCAGCUAACAUUUUGGUGGGAGAGAACCUGGUGUGUAAAGUUGCCGACUUUGGACUGGCUCGACUCAUUGAGGAUAACGAGUAUACAGCUCGACAAGGUGCUAAGUUUCCCAUUAAAUGGACAGCCCCUGAGGCUGCUUUAUAUGGACGAUUCACUAUUAAGUCCGAUGUCUGGUCAUUUGGGAUUCUCUUGACAGAGCUCACCACUAAGGGCAGAGUGCCAUAUCCGGGUAUGGUAAACCGGGAAGUCCUCGACCAAGUAGAGCGUGGGUAUCGCAUGCCAUGCCCUCCAGACUGCCCUGAAUCAUUGCAUGACCUAAUGUGCCAGUGCUGGAGGAAGGACCCAGAAGAAAGACCCACCUUUGAAUAUUUGCAGGCCUUCCUAGAGGACUAUUUCACAGCCACUGAGCCACAGUACCAGCCUGGAGACAACCUCUAAGAUAAUGAGUCUAGAGACAUUCUUCAAAAUAUAAGGCCACAAAUCCAAACUAAACACUUACCUGGCCCCUGCCUCCUUCCCAACAGCCAUAGGGUGGUCAUUAUUGACUCGUCGGUACAAGCUGUUUCAAAUGGGGGUCGGAAUGGAGACAUCUCCUUUACAUGCUACGUUCUCUAUUCUUUUGAUGAGCUACUUCUGCCUUCCCUUUUUAUGAAAUGGGCGAGUCUUGUGUAUCCCACUGCAUUCUGACACUGUAUGCAGAAUGCUGCUUCUGGCUGACUGGUCAUGCUCACGAGCAAAGAUGUUGAUCCCUUUAUGACUAGAAAGAAAAGGAUGUCAAUUCUUCCACUCGUUAUCCUGUGUGGGAGACCUUUUACUCCACUGUGUGAGUUUAAAGGCUUUGUAAAUACUGUGUUCAGAAGACCCCCUCUGCUCUUCCCUGACCCCUAAUCAUCUUCCAAGAGGUGCACCUCCAUAGGUGGAGUGACUGAAUUUGUUUUGGAUUUUUACAGACCUUUUUUCUAUAAUUCCUUAUUGGUGGGUGAGGGACUUCCAAAAUGCAAAAGACCUCUCCAUGCGGGCAAAGGCCCUGUGCCUGUCUUCCAAAUCCCAUCCAUCUUCCUCUGUCAUUAUGUGGUAGAAGCAUGUCUAUGGCUUUCGUUUUACGAUGGGGUUGUUUGUAACGGGAGGCACUAAGGCUGAAACGAUUGUCUAACUUCCCAAGCAGACCAUAGCCGGGAAAGAUAACUCAAAUGUCUUGUACUAUUAUUCUCUUUUAUUCACCAUUGAGACUUUCGUAUUCAAAUGCUUUCUUGAAGGUUGGAAAAAUACACUCCCCCAGCACCAAACUUCAAGAAAUCACAUAAAUAAUUAAAAAAAAAAAAUCCCACUAAUCUACUAAUGUCUGCUUGACUAACUUUCAACUUGUGGGACCAGAUUAUGGAUUCCACAGUUCCCUUCAAAUUUACAAAUGAGGGGAUUAUUUUAUUUGGGUGUUAAAUUGUGUUGUGUUUUUUGUUUUCCCCUCUCUCUAACCAUGGCAUUUUGGGGUUAUAUAAAAAAAAUUUUUUUUACAUUUUUUUUUAAUUGGUACGAAUGAUGUACAAUGUGUAAACAAGCCGAAGGGGACCUGAUACUGUAGUCUCUCUAAAUGCAUAGUGUAUUCUACCAGUAUUAGUGGGAUAGUCCUAAUUUUCUCAGGGAUUGGGAUGUGUGGGACUUGUAAUUGCCAACCGGAGAGGGGGGAGCAACAGACAGUAUUUCACAUCUGACACUUAAUGGAUCCAUUAAGAUCAACUUUCUUGUGUGUAGGCAUGAACCGGCAUUUUAGAUAUUCGAUACAAUAUGGUUCCGAACCUCUGCCUCCGUUGUGCCAAACCUCAUAUGCCAGCAUAUAGAUUUGUGUGCGUGUAUAUACAAACUUGUUUCUUUUUAAAGGUUCAAUGCCACUCGGGUGUGUGGGCAGAGUAUUUUACAUUGUGACUGCUAACCCCGAUACACUGUAUUGAGAGGAACUUGUAUACAUACCUAUGUAAGAUAAGCAGGGAGGGUACCCUCCCUGAACAGGCUAAUAUAGAAGAUGGGAGAGGGAACAGUUAAACACUGGCACUACUGCUUAUAUCUCCGUAGCAAUAAUAUUACUAAGAUAAUGGUACGGUGAAUAAAAAGAAGAGGUAGACUUA
Pelobates fuscus (common spadefoot toad) is the source of this 3526-nucleotide messenger RNA. It is a transcript of the gene SRC, whose product is annotated as SRC proto-oncogene, non-receptor tyrosine kinase. Gene Ontology annotation, molecular function: non-membrane spanning protein tyrosine kinase activity; ATP binding; signaling receptor binding. The record is from RefSeq and is a predicted model, not a curated record. The transcript is spliced from 13 exons. The coding region runs from base 231 to 1844 and encodes 537 amino acids. Gene Ontology annotation, cellular component: extrinsic component of cytoplasmic side of plasma membrane. Gene Ontology annotation, biological process: progesterone receptor signaling pathway; protein phosphorylation; negative regulation of intrinsic apoptotic signaling pathway. Lineage: Eukaryota; Metazoa; Chordata; Amphibia; Anura; Pelobatidae.